Momordica charantia (bitter melon) is the source of this 1815-nucleotide messenger RNA. RefSeq names its product hypersensitive-induced response protein 1. The record is from RefSeq and is a predicted model, not a curated record. Gene Ontology annotation, cellular component: mitochondrion. NCBI's taxonomy places the organism in Eukaryota, Viridiplantae, Streptophyta, Magnoliopsida, Cucurbitales, Cucurbitaceae.
UCUCAUGUUUGAACUUUAGCCCAUGAAUUCACUGCCGGCUAAUAACUAUGAUCUUACUUUUUUGACUUAUAUAUUUGUUUUGAGAAUUCCGCAGUUGGGUUUAUUAGAGAUGCUUCAAUUUGGGUCGUCGAGAAUAAUUUUUUCUCUUUUCUUGAGAUGGGUUUCUAUUUUGUGAGUUAUACUUGUCAAGGAAUCGAUCAUGGACUCUGUCGAACUGAAAUCCUGAGCUGGCUGAUAUAGUUUUCUUGCUUUCAUUUUUGUUCUGCAGUUUCGCUUUUUUGCGUUCCAGUUAUUUUGCUUCCUUUUUUUUCUUUUUUCCCUCUCCAUAAAACAGUAUACGCGUUGGAAUCUUUAUUAUCCUUUUGGAAAAUUGUAUGGCGCUUACUUUCUUGGACCAGUUCAAUGGAAGAAUUGGGCCGUUUACUUUUACUUUUUGGUGCAUCUUCUAAUGUCCAUCAACUUCUAUGAGGUUUGUAGUGGGACCAAACAUUUGACGAGUCACUUUGUGCAUCCUAUCCUUAUUCAUCCACAUAAUAAUCCGAAGUCUUCAUAGAAAUCAUUAGUAAAAAAAAAAAAACUAUCUUUUCGUUAAAACUUAUUCUUUUCCCAUUAAAUCAUUUCAACUCAUUGCCAUUGAGCAGAAUAGUUGAUAACAAAUGGGUCAAGCAUUUGGUUGCCUUCAAGUCGACCAGUCAACUGUAGCCAUCAGAGAAACAUUUGGGAAGUUUGAUGAUGUACUUGAACCUGGUUGCCAUUGUGUACCUUGGUGCUUUGGAAGCCAGUUAGCUGGUCAUCUUUCUUUACGUGUCCAGCAGCUUGAUGUUCGCUGUGAGACAAAGACAAAGGAUAAUGUUUUUGUCACUGUCGUUGCCUCAAUCCAAUAUCGAGCCCUAGCAGAAAAGGCUUCAGAUGCUUUUUAUAAGCUUAGCAAUACAAGAGAACAGAUCCAAGCUUAUGUCUUUGAUGUUAUUAGGGCAAGUGUUCCAAAGUUGGACCUAGAUUCAACUUUUGAACAGAAGAAUGAUAUAGCAAAAGCUGUGGAAGAUGAACUGGAGAAGGCCAUGUCAGCUUAUGGGUAUGAGAUAGUUCAGACCCUGAUUGUGGACAUUGAACCGGAUGAGCAUGUAAAGAGAGCAAUGAAUGAAAUAAAUGCAGCUGCAAGGCUGAGAGUUGCUGCGAACGAGAAAGCCGAAGCAGAGAAGAUACUGCAGAUUAAGAGGGCUGAAGGGGAUGCUGAAUCCAAGUAUCUGGCAGGGCUCGGUAUUGCACGGCAGCGCCAGGCCAUUGUGGACGGUCUCAGAGACAGUGUGCUAGCAUUUGCUGAAAAUGUGCCUGGAACAACGUCUAAGGAUGUCAUGGACAUGGUUCUUGUGACCCAGUACUUCGACACGAUGAAGGAGAUUGGAGCAUCCUCAAAGUCGAACUCUGUUUUCAUCCCACAUGGACCUGGUGCAGUUAAAGACAUCGCUUCGCAGAUCAGAGAUGGUCUUCUCCAAGCAAGUCGAACUCAGUAGAUUGGUCGAGAUUGAAGACACCUGUGAAGAUCAAGACGGUAUAUAAAUGACAUAAAAUAUGCUAUGUGAAUAAUAGGUUUGGUUGGUUUGUUUUUUUCUUUUGCAAAUUUCUAUUCUAGGUAGAUGUGUGAAGCUUGCUAUAUCUCAUCCUCCUCCCUCCACCAAACCCUCCCAGGUGCAGUGUUUCCUUUCAUCUGUGUUUCUAUUCAAUGAUCUUAAAGAGUUUUUAUUAUUUUUACCUUAUGACUUACGAGUAGUUGGAAACCAGGAAAUGUAGAAGUUGCAUGAUUUUGGGAGUGUU